Molecule: messenger RNA, 500 nt
Organism: Ficedula albicollis (Collared flycatcher)
Lineage: Eukaryota; Metazoa; Chordata; Aves; Passeriformes; Muscicapidae
Product: cyclin-dependent kinase 4 inhibitor B-like
Exons: 2
Biological process (GO): negative regulation of cell population proliferation; regulation of cyclin-dependent protein serine/threonine kinase activity
Cellular component (GO): nucleus
Molecular function (GO): protein kinase binding; cyclin-dependent protein serine/threonine kinase inhibitor activity
Source: RefSeq, a predicted model, not a curated record
CGACAGGGGUCUCGCACCUCUCUGCCCCACCUGUUGGCGUGGAUAAAGGAGAGUUUUCCAAUGCCGCACGGCUCCACCGACGGGUACAUGUUCUCCACCGUUCGUGGCACGCCCAGAGCCGAUCUCUAGGCCUCAUCCGAGGAUUUUCUUCUCCCUUCUGCUGCGGAUCUCCGUUCCUUCCGAGCUGAGCGAGAAAGCCUGAGCUCUGCGGCGGGCGCUGACGCUGUCUCUCCCCGCAGGUGAUGAUGCUGGGCAGCCCGCGGGUGGCCGAGCUGCUGCUGCGGCGAGGAGCCGACCCGAACCGCCCGGACCCGCGCACCGGCUGCCGCCCGGCGCACGACGCGGCCCGCGCCGGGUUCCUGGAGACGCUGGCGGCGCUGCACCGGCCCCUGCCCCUGGACGUGGCGGCGGGGGGCCCGCACGGAGCGGUGGCGCGGUACCUGCGCCACCCGCCGCCCCGUGCCUGACCUCUCCCCGGGCCAUCCCCUCCCCAAAUUUAA